AUGGCCACCAACGGAGCACCAAAAGCCCAGCAGGGCUCAGGCCGUCAAUACGACCCCGACUUCACAGCCAAAGUCAUCGGAACAUGCGGUCCCAAAACCAGCCCUCGCAUGAUGCAAAUCUUCUGCGGCCUCGUUCGACACAUCCACGACUUCGCCCGCGAAGUCGACCUCACACCCGAAGAAUGGCUCGCAGGCGUCAAGUUCCUCAACGAGACGGGCAAGAUCUGGGCCGAAUCAGAUGGCAAGCGUAACGAAAUGCACCGCCUCUCCGAUAUUGUCGGUCUCGAAUCUCUCGUUACUGAAAUCGCCAACUACGUCCAGAUGGACGAUCCCAACUACGCUCCCACAUCCGCCGCCAUCCUCGGUCCCUUCUGGUCACCCAAUGCUCCGUGGAGAGAACUCGGCGACUCGAUCAUCCAAGACGAGCCGAAAGAUGGCGUGGUCACAUACAUGCACGGCAUCAUCCGCGACAUGCAGACCCACCAGCCCAUCCCAGACACCACCUUUGACAUGUGGCAAGCAUCUUCGAACGGCAAAUACGACUUCCAAGACCCGGAGAACCAGUCCAACAACAACCUUCGCGGGAAAUUCAAGACCGACGAGAACGGCGAGUACCGUCUCUACUGCCUCCGACCAACCGCCUACUCCCUCCCCACCGAUGGUCCUUCGCACCAACUCCUCACCGCUGUCGACCGCCACCCUAUGCGUCCCGCUCACAUCCACUUGAUGAUCACCAAGGAGGGCUACAAGCCUUGCGUCACGCAAAUCUAUCCGAAAGACGACCCUUGGUUGGAGACCGAUACCGUUUUCGCCGUCAAGGACGAUUUGGUCGUCGACUUUGUUCCGUUGAAAGAGCUGCCGAAGAACAUGCCGGAGAACAAGGGCAAGGGCGGCCCGGCGACGAGGGAGCUGGAGUUGGAUAUUGUAUUGGCGCCGAGUCACACGCAUUUGGUUGCUACACAGCCUGUGGAGCACAGCACUUGA
Molecule: messenger RNA, 984 nt
Organism: Zymoseptoria tritici IPO323
Lineage: Eukaryota; Fungi; Ascomycota; Dothideomycetes; Mycosphaerellales; Mycosphaerellaceae
Exons: 1
Coding region: 1-984 (327 amino acids)
Biological process (GO): catechol-containing compound metabolic process
Molecular function (GO): catechol 1,2-dioxygenase activity; ferric iron binding
Source: RefSeq, a predicted model, not a curated record